AUGGCGCGCUACAAGGUGGAAAUCGCCGCACUCAGCGAGACCCGAUUCUCCGAAGAAGGCCAACUGGAGGAGGUGGGUGCCGGCUACACCUUCUUCUGGAGCGGUCGACCCAGGGCAGAGCGACGGGAUGCGGGUGUCGCCUUCGCCACCCGGAACGACAUCGUGGGACGACUGCCCUUUUUGCCGCAGGGCAUCAACGAUCGCCUGAUGAGCCUCCGUCUGCCUCUCCGCCGGGGUGGGGGCAAAUUCGCCACCAUCAUCAGCGCCUACGCUCCGCCGAUGAGCAGUCCCGACGCCACCGCAAGAGACAAAUUCUACGAGGACCUGCACGCCCUCUUGGCGACUGUGUCGAAGGCGGACAAGUUGAUUGUCGUUGGUGAUUUCAACGCCCGCGUCGGCACAGGCCACACUGCCUGGAGAGGAGUGCUGGGACCCCAUGGUCUCCGCGGCUCAAACGACAAUGGUCUGCUGCUGCUCCGCACCUACGCAGAACACCGCCGCAUCCUUACGAACACGUUCUUCUGUCUGCCGGAGCGAGAGAAGGCCACCUGGAGGCAUCCUCGGUCACGUCAGUGGCACCUGCUGGACUAUGUCCUCGUCCGGAGGCGAGAUCAGCAGGACGUACUGGUGAAGAAGGCGAUCGCGGGUGCUGACGGGUGGACCGACCAUCGCCUCGUCAUCUCGCAGAUGUGUAUUCGCCUACAGCCUCGCAGGAGACCACAAGGUAAACGCUCCCCAGGUGAGCUGAAUGUUGCCUUGUUGUCUUUGCCCGCUCACCAUCUUCAUUUCAGCAAUGAGCUAGCUCAAAGGCUAGACAACCUUCCAAUCGUUGCCACCAACGACGCCGCCGCCACUGCCGAGAACCCCUCCGUGGAGAACCGCUGUUGUCAAGUGCGAGACACGGUCCAGUCGAUGGCGCUCGCCGUCCUCGGUCGCGCUCCCCGCCAACACCAGGACUGGUUCGAUGACAACGACGCCGCCAUCAGCAAUCUGCUUGCUGAGAAGAACCGCCUACAUAAAGCCUACGUAGAUCACCCCACUGAGGACAACAAAGCUGCCUUCUACCGCAGUCUCCGCUAA
Messenger RNA from Spirometra erinaceieuropaei, 1080 nucleotides. The record is from the annotation of a GenBank genome assembly. Lineage: Eukaryota; Metazoa; Platyhelminthes; Cestoda; Diphyllobothriidea; Diphyllobothriidae.